Molecule: messenger RNA, 1888 nt
Organism: Quercus robur (English oak)
Lineage: Eukaryota; Viridiplantae; Streptophyta; Magnoliopsida; Fagales; Fagaceae
Product: RNA pseudouridine synthase 2, chloroplastic
Exons: 8
Coding region: 91-1416 (441 amino acids)
Biological process (GO): pseudouridine synthesis
Molecular function (GO): pseudouridine synthase activity; RNA binding
Source: RefSeq, a predicted model, not a curated record
UUUUCUCAUUUUCCCUUCCCCACUUCAUAUCCGAAAGGACCGAAACCAAAGGAAAGCAACAAACAUAACAGAAGGAGGAGAGUGGAGACCAUGCUCUCGCUCUAUUGCUACUCUUCUUGCUCAUUUUCUUCUUCUUCAAAACUAUUUCAAACCUCACCUUCUCUCUUCUCCUUCUCCUCUCGAAACCCUAGAAUUCAUUCUAAGUUUUUGAGAACCUUCACAGCCAUUCCUGCCGCUCCAAACUCUGAUGAAGGCCAACAAUCCCUCGCCGGCCGACGAGCCAAUUACGGCGGAGUCAAUCUGGAAGAGACAGUGGAUAUCAACUCAGGAAAGCUCAGGCUUGAUUCUUGGAUUUCUUCUCGCAUUACCGGCAUCAGUAGAGCUCGCGUCCAGUCCAGUAUUCGCUCCGGCCUCGUCUCUGUCAAUGGCCGCAUUGUCGACAAGGUGUCACACAAUGUCAAAGCUGGAGAUAUGGUAAAUUGCACUAUUUCAGAGUUGCAACCCUUGAGGGCUGAGCCAGAAAACAUACCUUUGGAUAUAGUUUUUGAAGAUGAGCAUGUACUAGUCGUUAACAAGCCUGCACACAUGGUUGUGCAUCCAGCACCCGGGAAUGCUUCUGGCACACUUGUUAAUGGCAUUCUUCAUCAUUGCAGUCUUCCAUUUGCUGCAUUUUCAAAUGAGGAAAUUCUUUCUGAUGCUGAGGAUAUUUCUGAUGAUGAUUUGAGUACUGAUAAAAGUCCUAACAAGUUAAAUUUUAGCAUAAGUGGGGCAUCUAUUCGCCCAGGGAUUGUUCACAGAUUGGACAAAGGCACUAGUGGAUUACUUCUUGUUGCAAAGGAUGAACACUCACAUGCCCAUUUAUCUGAACAAUUUAAGCUACACACUAUCCAAAGAGUAUACAUCAGUCUUACUUCUGGAAUUCCAUCUCCAAUUGCUGGACGUGUUGAGGUGCCAAUUGGUCGUGAUGUAAAUAAUCGGAUUCGUAUGGCUGCUAUACCUGGAUCAAACAACUGUAGACAGGCCCGCCAUGCUGCUAGUAGGUACAAAGUAAUAGAAAUACUUGCUGGCGGUGGUUCUGCAUUGGUUGAGUGGAGAUUAGAAACUGGACGCACUCAUCAGAUACGUGCGCAUGCAAAGUACAUGGGAAUUCCUCUUUUAGGUGAUGAGGUGUAUGGAGGGACCAAGAGCAUGGCCUUGUCACUGCUUCGGCCUAAAACUGCAGCAAGCCAUCAUGGGCAACUUUUGCAACUGGUUUCUGGAUUGGAAAGGCCUUGCCUCCAUGCUUUGGCCCUUGGGUUUAGGCACCCACACACGAUGGAGAAUGUGUACUUUUCAUGCCCUCCACCUGCAGAUUUUGCUGAAAUCCUGAGCCAACUUCGUAAAAUUGGUACACAGAAGCCUUCAUUUAAGGAAUGAUUGAAUUUGAUUAAGCAAGCUACAAUGUAAAGACUGCCCAGAACCGGAACUGAUUAGCCAACUUGGGAUUGGCAUAUGCUUUUAGCAUGCUGGUGAAGGCAAUGGCAAAGAAGACAUCGGCUAAGUAAACCAUGUGCAUUUCCAAUACCUGAUGCUUCAGCAGCCUUUUGUGGAUGAUAUGGCUCAAUAAUUAAAAAUGAAGAUCUAAAGUUCUAGUGGUCGCUCCCCAGUUGCAGUGAAGUUGGAAUUUUUAGGAUGUCUUACGUAACAAAUCUGUGAUUUUUUUCUUCAUUCUUUUUAAAACCCCUACUAGAGCCAGUAAUUGUACUGUUAUAACACUAUGAUCCUUUUAUGCUUAUUUAUCUUCAUAAAUGUCAUCCAUACCAACAACCAUAAGAAUUCUUUUGUUGUAUGAAUGUUUAUGUAUAAAAAUUGCCCUCUUUAAAGAGGUGUCUUCGCCCUGAAAAGCCAA